This is a messenger RNA of Lycium ferocissimum, 1518 nucleotides long. RefSeq names its product nudix hydrolase 18, mitochondrial-like. Gene Ontology annotation, molecular function: pyrophosphatase activity. Gene Ontology annotation, cellular component: nucleus; cytoplasm. Lineage: Eukaryota; Viridiplantae; Streptophyta; Magnoliopsida; Solanales; Solanaceae. The record is from RefSeq and is a predicted model, not a curated record. The transcript is spliced from 4 exons. The coding region runs from base 261 to 1112 and encodes 283 amino acids.
UGGACACACAGAGUUUUAGCAUAGCUUCCCAUUUUGUUAUCCACACACAUCAUACAAAUCAGAAAAAUACUAAAAUCUGUCUCUUCCUCUUUGAUAACAUCUCACAAAUAGUUGAUCUUUCCCUGUUUUAUCGAAUAUAUACAGAUUAAUUCCAACUUAGUUUCUUUUUCUCUUUCCAUAACGGCCCUAAUUUGCAGUUCUAUAGUUAUAUAUUUGUUUAUCUUCCAUUCCCUUCUUGUUUUUUGUAAAGUUCUUUUGAUAUGGCAAUGACAAAGACCUUAUCUAUGAUCUCAAGAACUGGAAGAGACUUACAGAGAUACAAUGAUGGAUGUCGUCAAGUUGUUGGAUGCAUUCCGUACAGAUAUAGAAAAACCAACAAAUCAUCUACAGUUCAAGGGACUCAAAUUGAUGAUUUGGAAUUUCUAUUGAUCAGCUCACAGAAAAGCCCAAGAUGGAUGUUCCCUAAGGGUGGUUGGGAAAGUGAUGAGGCAUUAGAAGAUGCAGCUUUAAGAGAGACUUUUGAGGAAUCUGGUGUAAUUGGUGAUGUUGAGGUUCAAGAAUUUUUAGGUACUUGGAGUUUUAAGAGUAAAAGCCAAGGCACAUUUCAUGAGGGACACAUGUUUCCUUUGCUUGUCACAGACGAACUUGAUGAUUGGCCUGAGAAAACUGUCCGAAAACGUCUAUGGUUGAAAUUUAGUGAAGCAAGGGAAGUAUGUUUUCAUUCCUGGAUGAAGGAAGCAUUAGAUGUCUUUGCUUCUAAGCUCACAAAGAGAAAUAAUGACGACGAACCUCAGACAUGCCCUUUCGAUGAAUUCAAUUCUAACACAAUGUUUUAUGAAGAACCAAGAAUCAGCAUUGAAGCUAAUGAUCAUUUGACCUGUGAGGAGGAUCUAAUUAGCCUUGUAGCUAAGCCUUCUUUAGGUAAGCUACUGUUCAAUGAAGAUUCGAGAUCAAAGCCGUUGUUGUUUAGUAAUGUAGCCAACUCAAUGUUCAGUGAAGAAGCAACAAUGAAUACCAAAGCCCAGAAGAUGUUCAAUGAUGAAGUGGGAAAUAGCCAUGUAGCUCCCAUGUUUGGUGAAGGUAAAAGAAUAAGCAUUGCUGCUUCCAGCUAGCAAACAAAUGAAGGAAGAAACCUCAAGACUUCUAAGAACCGAUCGAGGGUGAGGAACCAGGGACGACGCCUAUCCAGAAGAACUCUCGAUGAGGUGGCAGCCAAGAAUCAGCAUAAUGUAAGGGAGAAAGACAGAACCUUGAAACGCUGUCAACAGAAAUUUUGAUUACUUGGCAUUAAUGCCCCCAAUCUGCAAAGAAAGGAGAAUCAUAUAUGGACCAGAGAAAAGAACCCUCCAAUCCCUGCCUGAUAGAAUUCUCAUAUUGUCACUUUAUCCAGAUAAGAAAUUUGAGUUAGCAACUAAUUUCAAACACCAGUUAUAGGUUAUGUUUGAUAGAAAGAUCUUUCAGGAUAGAGAGAUUUAGAGGUUAAUUGCAAAAGUUUCUAACUUCAUUCUUUAAUUCAUU